AUGGAUCCGGGUAUUCUUUGUUUCCACCAUUGUGAUCACAAAGUUUUUUGCACUAUUAUACCCGAGAAAUGCCCUGUUUGCCAACAAAAACUAGAUAGAUACGACUAUAAUCUUUUACCAUUUAGAGUACCUUACCCGUUCGUGAAAGCCUCUCAGCAUCCACGAGGCAUAGUAAUGAAACCUACGCAAGGAGAUUUUCUCAAUGACUAUUAUAAUUCUAAGGACCUACAUAUAGGAGUGACUAACUCUCAAGGAUGUGUAAUAGAGUUCAGUCAGGAGGGAGUGAGUGGCAUUGACCUGGAGUCUAAAAAGUGGAAUGAAUGCGAGCGCUCCUUAGAUUGGGACCAAUGCCUUCUAUUAGAGCAGUUUGAUGAAGUGUGGAAUGAAAUUUGGGAUAGUGUUCUCUUAAAGGUUAGCUUAAGCCCUUUAUGGGAAGCAGAAAGGUAUCACGAAGAAAGACAUAAUUGUUUCACAUUUGUUCUGGCAUUUCUAAGAGCUCUUGACUGUGGAGAACUGUCUGAAAGAGCACAAGAUCCUAAACAGUUCUGCAAACAAUAUGUAGUGCCUAGAACAUCAGCUGCCGGAAAAUACAUAUCUCUUUACAGACAGCUGAAGAGACAAAGUUAUUUCGUUCAGAAACAAUGA
This is a messenger RNA of Danaus chrysippus (African queen), 645 nucleotides long. The record is from the annotation of a GenBank genome assembly. NCBI's taxonomy places the organism in Eukaryota, Metazoa, Arthropoda, Insecta, Lepidoptera, Nymphalidae.